CUGAGAAACUCGUUCCGGACGUGGGACCCGCCCCGUAGCGGCUCCCGCUGGCCAAAUAGGGAAGCGAAGCAGCCGGGAAUUGCCGCGCUUCGUUUCUCCGAGCGCCGAUUCGUAUUAAAAUAGGGCCCACCCCGGAUCUCAGCCAUCUCCCUUGGGGGGGGGGUUGUUUCGGGGUGGAGAGUGGCAGGUCAUGGCAGCGGCUGGACGUGGGGUUGUUUGAAUUCCUCGGUCCCCUUCCCGCCCAUCCCCAGCCUCUCACCCGAUCCGGAUCAGGAUGAAUCCCAACGAAGGCGCGGCGCCGCAGGAAAAAUAUAAGCUGGUCGUGGUCGGGGGCGGCGGCGUGGGCAAGAGCGCUCUAACCAUUCAGUUCAUCCAGUCUUAUUUUGUAUCUGACUAUGACCCUACGAUUGAGGACUCGUACACGAAAAUCUGCAACAUUGAUGGCAUCCCGACACGGCUGGACAUUUUGGACACUGCUGGGCAGGAGGAGUUUGGGGCCAUGCGAGAGCAGUAUAUGCGUACUGGAGAAGGUUUUCUACUGGUCUAUGCCAUCAACGACCGUGGCAGUUUCAAUGAGAUCAACAAAUUCCACACACAGAUCCUUCGCGUGAAAGACCGUGAUGAGUUCCCCAUGAUCCUUGUGGGCAACAAGGCUGAUCUGGACCCUUAUCGUCAGGUGCCUAAGGAGGAAGCUCUCAGCUUUGCCCGGGAGAACCACAUCCCAUACAUGGAAGCUUCUGCCAAAAUCCGCCUCAAUGUGGAUGAAUCUUUCCAUGAAUUGGUCAGAGCUAUCAGGAGGUUUCACGAGGCAGAAUCUCCCCCAGCCCCAGCUGUUAACCCUAGAAAGAAAGAAAGGAAAGGUUGCCCUUGCUCCAUCCUGUAAACUGCUCUCUUGCACCCAGCGACAGAUCCCAGAAGGGGGAGAAGAGCUGUUCCGGUUCCCUACCAGGACAGAGUGCAGCAAGAUUUCUCCCCAGCUCUACCUCCCCCACUGCAACAAGAGCUGGCAACAUGUAUUCUCCAGUAUGUCUUAAUACUACAGUUUCUCUCCUGUCACAGAGGACCCUACACACUGGAACGGGGCAGGAAGCUGAUUUCAAAUCCUAUCUCCAGCUCGGCGCUGCCUUACAUGUGUUGAUGGGGGUUGCUGGGGAAGAAGAUUCAAGCCUCUUGCCUCCUACUCAGGCCGCCCCUUCUGUCCUAAAUGUUUGCAGGACAAUUGCAACAGGAGGUUGCCCACUUUGCGAAGAAGGCACAAGGCAGCACAACUCCUGGCAUAUAGGUUCAAGGGGGCAGGUUUGGAAGGGAGGGGGCAGGUUAUAGGAGAGCCUGAUGAUCUGUCAUGUUGGGGAAUUAGAAAGUCACAGCAGAGGAUCAUAAAACUUUCACUCUUGCUAGAGCCAGCAAGCUUCUGCGCAUACACAAGAUAGCCGUACACAUUCAAAGGCAUAUUGUAAGAAUGCAUUCUGCAGAACCGUUUUUGACUCCCUCUAAGCAACUGAAGAAGCCAUGGAUUUAAAUUUUGGCACCCGGUAACUGCUACCACCCUUUAUUUUUCUAGAAAUAGUUAUGCACUCUUCACAUACAGAACAGUAAUGUAGAGGAUGCAAGAAUACUAGGCAAGUUGUCUGGAAGACAAACCUCUUCUUCAUCUUGGGAAAUGAAAAGCGAGGAAAGAAUUAAUUCAAAACAAAUUUUCUCUGACACACAUCACCCGGCAAUACUUUGUUUAGGGUGGAGCUAAAAGUAGCUCCUCCUCCCAGCUCUAUUGGGUAGUGUUGAUUGGAUCCAAACUGCAACAUCUGUCAUUGUAGAUUUUUUUAAAAGCUGCUCUUCACAAAGGCUAGAAUGAUUUGACUUCACAUACAGCCAUCCUUUUUUGCUUUCCUUCGCUAAAACAUCUAGAAAUAGGAAGCUCUGAAAAGUAAAAUUUUUAGACUACAAUUCCCAGAAUGCACAAGACAGCAUGACCACUACCUAUGAUGAGAAAGGAAUACUGAUAUAGUCCCAAGAAGUAAUUUUUUUCAAGCUUUGAACAAACUGAGCAGCAACACUGAUUUGACAUUGAUUUAUUAGCAGCGCUAGUAUUGAUCACUUAACGAGAUCUUCCAGUAAUGUCUGCGGUCAUGUUUAAUUAUCACUGUCAUUAUUGCAUGUUUGUACAGAGUGAUUUUUUAUUAAGAGUCUUUCAGAUUAUCCACCCAGUAUUUAUGGUUCGAAUCCUCUACCUGCUACCUCUAGAAUAAAUGGAGAUUAUUAACCAGACAUGUUUUUUUUAUCAGUCAGGAAAAGGAAUACGUGAGGAUGAGAUGGGUGUUUUUGUAAUGAAUUCCUAUUCCACCCCACUGCAAAUCAUUCCAACCUGUAAAAAUAUCAAAGCGUUAACUGUGUAGCUACAAAGAACAGCCUUGAAGCACCUUACGUAUAAACUGACUUAUCUGGGCAUAAACCAUGGUGGUUUAGAGCCCACUUUGCCAGUUGUAAAGCGGGAUAAUCUGUCCAUGCAUAGGUACCGGGGGUGGGGGCAAGGGAAGAGAUUUUUUUUGGUACACAAUGGGGCCAAAAGGCUAUGAAAAAGGGUAGUAGCAGGCUGUGAACUUGUCACUUCUUCAAAAGUAAUUUUAAUAAAAGGGAAACAUUCCCAAAUCAGA
This is a messenger RNA of Pogona vitticeps (central bearded dragon), 2651 nucleotides long. RefSeq names its product RAS related (gene RRAS). The record is from RefSeq and is a predicted model, not a curated record. Gene Ontology annotation, biological process: signal transduction. Gene Ontology annotation, molecular function: GTPase activity; GTP binding. Gene Ontology annotation, cellular component: membrane. Lineage: Eukaryota; Metazoa; Chordata; Lepidosauria; Squamata; Agamidae.